Molecule: messenger RNA, 3913 nt
Organism: Egretta garzetta (little egret)
Lineage: Eukaryota; Metazoa; Chordata; Aves; Pelecaniformes; Ardeidae
Gene: ATXN2
Product: ataxin 2
Exons: 22
Coding region: 108-3236 (1042 amino acids)
Biological process (GO): cytoplasmic stress granule assembly
Cellular component (GO): cytoplasmic stress granule
Molecular function (GO): RNA binding
Source: RefSeq, a predicted model, not a curated record
ACUUGUUAAGGAAUUGGUUAAUUUUGGCAGUUGUUCUUUUACUCAUAUCCCAUGUAUAUGUAUUUAAUUUCAGAGGUCGCAGCAGUGGCAAAGGACCGCCUCAGCCUAUGAUUUCUUUCGAUGGCAUCUAUGCAAACAUGAGAAUGGUUCACAUACUUACUUCAGUUGUUGGAUCCAAAUGUGAAGUACAGGUGAAAAAUGGUGGUAUAUAUGAAGGAGUUUUUAAAACCUACAGUCCUAAGUGUGAUUUAGUGCUUGAUGCUGCUCAUCGGAAGACUGCAGAAUCCAGUUUGGGGCCAAAACGUGAAGACAUACUAGAGAGUAUCUUGUUCAAGUCUUCAGAUUUUGUUAUGGUGCAUUUUAAGGAUAUGGAUACCAAUUAUGCGAGAAGAGAUGCUUUUACUGAUUCAGCCAUCAGUGCUAAAGUAAAUGGUGAACACAAGGAAAAGGAUCUUGAACCAUGGGAUGGAGGAGAGACCACCGCUACUGAGGAGCUUGAGGCAUUAGAGACAGAUGUUUCUAAUGGAUGGGAUCCCAAUGACAUGUUUCGUUACAAUGAAGAAAAUUAUGGUGUAGUAUCCACUUACGACAGCAGUUUAUCUUCUUAUACGGUGCCAUUAGAAAGAGAUAAUUCAGAAGAGUUUUUAAAACGGGAAGCCAGAGCAACUCAAUUAGCAGAGGAAAUUGAAUCAAGUGCCCAAUACAAAGCUCGGGUUGCCUUGGAAAAUGAUGAAAGAACAGAAGAAGAAAAAUACACUGCUGUUCAGAGAAAUGCUAAUGAACGAGAAGGACAUGGUGUGAACACUAGAGAAAAUAAAUACAUUCCACCUGGACAGAGGAAUAGAGAUGUCCUGUCCUGGGGAAGUGGAAGACAAAACUCACCAAGGAUGGGCCAGUCUGGAUCAGGCCCACCAAUUUCAAGGUCUGGAUCCCAUACUUCAGAAUUCAGUCCUAACUCUGGAGCAGAUCAGAGAGUAGUUAACGGAGGUGUUCCCUGGCCAUCGCCUUGCCCAUCUCCUUCCUCUCGCCCACCUUCUCGCUACCAGUCAGGUCCCAACUCUCUUCCACCUCGGGCAGCCACCCCUACACGGCCGCCCUCCAGGCCCCCCUCGCGGCCCUCCAGGCCCCCGUCUCACCCCUCUGCUCAUGGUUCUCCAGCUCCUGUCUCUACUAUGCCUAAACGCAUGUCUUCAGAAGGGCCUCCACGGAUGUCUCCUAAGGCACAACGGCACCCUCGAGGUCACAGAGUCUCUACUGGUAGGGGUACAAUUUCAAGUGGCUUAGAAUUUGUAUCUCAUAAUGCACCAGGGGAAGCAUCUACUACUGCAGUGGCACGAGGCAGCCCUUCAGGUGGGACGUGGUCAUCAGUUGUCAGUGGGGUUCCAAGAUUAUCUCCUAAAACACACAGGCCUAGGUCUCCGAGGCAGAGCAGCACUCCCACGGGACCAGCUCUGCCUUCUCCUCAGCCUGGUACUAUUCCCACUGAAUCUGUUGCCAUGCCUGUUCCAGCUGCCUCUCCUACACCUGCCAGCCCUGCAUCCAACAGAGCAGUUACCCCUUCCAGUGAAGCUAAAGAUACUAGGCUUCAGGACCAGAGGCAAAAUUCUGCAGCUGGAAACAAGGAGAAUAUAAAGCCAAGUGAGACUUCUCCUAGUUUUCCUAAAACUGAAAGCAAAGGUGUAUCUCCAAUUGUUUCAGAACAUAGAAAACAGAUUGAUGAUUUAAAGAAAUUUAAGAAUGACUUUAGGUUACAGUCAAGUUCCUCUUCAGAUGCAGUGGAUCAGCUGCUAAACAAAACCCGAGAAGGUGAAAAAUCAAGAGAUGUAGUUAAAGAAAAGACAGACUCAACCCCUAAAGAAUCUAUCAUAGAAACUGGCAGUAAUACUAACUCUAAUGGUGGCAGUAGCAAACCUAAUAGUCCAAGUAUUUCUCCUUCGAUAAGUAAUAGUUCUGAGCAAAAACGAGGGCCUGAGGUAACUUCACAAGGUGUACAGACAUCUGGGCCUGGAAGUAAACAAGAUAAAGAGGAUAAAGAGGAGAAGAAAGAUACUUCUGAGCAAGUUAGAAAAUCAACACUUAAUCCUAAUGCAAAAGAGUUCAACCCUCGAUCCUUUGCUCAACCGAAACCUUCUACUACACCAACCUCCCCUCGUCCGCAAGCUCAACCUAGCCCCUCCAUGGUGGGUCAUCAGCAGCCAACCCCAGUGUACACUCAGCCUGUUUGUUUUGCACCAAAUAUGAUGUACCCAGUUCCAGUGAGUCCGGGCGUGCAGCCUUUGUAUCCUAUUCCCAUGACGCCCAUGCCAGUGAACCAAGCCAAGACAUAUAGAGCAGGUAAAGUACCAAAUAUGCCACAGCAACGGCAAGACCAACAUCAUCAGAGCACCAUGAUGCACCCUGCCUCAGCAGCAGGCCCUCCAAUUGUAGCUACGCCACCUGCUUAUUCAACACAAUAUGUUGCAUAUAGUCCCCAACAGUUUCCUAAUCAGCCUCUUGUGCAGCAUGUGCCACACUACCAAUCUCAGCAUCCUCAUGUUUAUAGCCCUGUAAUACAGGGCAACGCUAGAAUGAUGGCACCACCAACACAUGCACAGCCUGGUUUAGUAUCUUCUUCUGCAACACAGUAUGGUGCGCAUGAACAGACGCAUGCUAUGUAUGUUUCCACUGGCUCACUUGCUCAGCAGUAUGCCCACCCUAAUGCUACCCUGCAUCCGCAUCCUCCGCAUCCUCAGCCUUCUGCCACACCAACUGGCCAGCAGCAAAGCCAACAUGCUGGAAGCCACCCUGCUCCUAGCCCCGUGCAGCAUCAUCAGCACCAGGCUGCUCAGGCACUCCACCUGGCAAACCCACAACAGCAGUCGGCAAUUUACCACGCAGGUCUAGCUCCAACCCCACCUUCCAUGACGCCAGGCUCCAAUACGCAGUCUCCACAAAAUAGUUUUCCUACAGCACAACAAACAGUCUUCACCAUUCAUCCCUCCCAUGUUCAACCUGCAUAUACCAAUCCGCCACACAUGGCCCAUGUCCCCCAGGCUCAUGUACAGUCAGGAAUGGUUCCUUCUCACCCAACUGCCCAUGCUCCAAUGAUGCUAAUGACGACACAGCCACCUGGUGGUCCCCAAGCCGCCAUCGCUCAAAGUGCACUACAGCCCAUUCCAGUCUCGACAACAACACAUUUCCCCUAUAUGACGCACCCUUCAGGUGAGGAGUGUGUGCCCGGGAGACCUGCACCUUAACUGAGCCAGGUCGUAGCGGUGAGGAGAACUGUAAUGAACCAGAGUUGGGGAAAAAGAACAACAAAAGAAAAACCAAACCCAAAAACCUUAAGAUGUCCUUGUAGAGCGGCAGGCUGAAGGCAGACUGUUUCUGCGUUUAGCAUUUACACUUUGCCAGCCCGAAUGCGAGCCUAGAUAAGCGUACGAGAUUUAGCUAAUUUAGCAAAGACUUUGCUUCUCUCUCGCUGAAGUAGAGAAACGGAUAACUGCAGGCACUGGCACUGCGGGACUGUGUUCUUCCAGGGUUUGCCGUGGUUUUGCCGUGGGGGAUGGACUGUCUGUGUAGCCUGUUUAUAAUGAUCUGGGGGUUUAUUAAAUUUAAAGUGAUCGCUGGUGAGGAUAGGAGUGAAAAUGGUGCUAGGGGGUAGGGCUGUUAGACUUCUAAUGACUGAAGUAAAGUGACAGCUGAAGUCUAAUCUUUAAUUCAGAGUAACGUUCUGCAGCUUUACUUUUGGAGAAAAGUAGGUGCUGUAUGACUUCUUUCUGCUUUAAAUUUAACUUUACCUAGGUUUCUUUAUUGUUACUCGUUUCCAAACAGCCUCUAAACUUUGGUAGUGACCUAGAUACCUGAUUUUGUUUCUUGGGGAAUGUGUGAACAGAACAAGGCUGCUUUCUAAGGGUUUGGUAGGGAAAAAAAA